Molecule: messenger RNA, 1698 nt
Organism: Tigriopus californicus
Lineage: Eukaryota; Metazoa; Arthropoda; Copepoda; Harpacticoida; Harpacticidae
Gene: ArfGAP1
Product: ADP-ribosylation factor GTPase-activating protein 1-like
Exons: 9
Coding region: 187-1533 (448 amino acids)
Biological process (GO): regulation of endocytosis; regulation of ARF protein signal transduction
Cellular component (GO): Golgi membrane
Molecular function (GO): GTPase activator activity
Source: RefSeq, a predicted model, not a curated record
AGUCUGGCAGUCAUCGCUACUAACUCUCCUCUCGGCGACCGACAUACAACACACCAGCAGACUUGGACCGAGCCACGGCCUGAUUGUCAGAGCCUUCAUCCAGCCCUGAAGUGGCCUCUGGGUAGCCAAGGCCUGGGAACUUUUGGUUUGACUCCAACCUUGGGAAGAAUUGUUGACGUAUUCACCAUGGCCAGUCCCAAGACCCGAAGGGCUUUGUCGGAUCUUCGACCAAAAGACGACAAUAAUAAAUGUUUCGAGUGCAAUACCCACAAUCCUCAAUGGGUGUCAGUCACGUACGGAAUCUGGAUCUGCCUGGAAUGUUCCGGCCAACAUCGUGGCCUGGGUGUUCACAUGAGUUUUGUGCGAUCCGUCACCAUGGACAAAUGGAAAGAGAGUGAGUUAAACAAGAUGAAAGUGGGUGGGAACAAGAAGGCCAAGGAUUUCCUCACUGCCAGGAAGGAUUGGAAUGCCUCGGCGCCCAUCAAGCAAAAGUAUCAUAGCAAAGCUGCGGCUCUCUACAAGGACAAGAUCCUGGUGGAGUCGCAAGGUGGCUUUUGGGAUGAAUCCAAAUCGGAAGCUCAGAGUUACAAGGCUCCUUUACCGUCGGGAUUGAGCUCAUCUGGAUCUAAUGCCAAACUAGGAACUAGUCAGAGCUGCUCCAAUUUCCAAUCUUCUUCCAGUGGAGGUGGAUAUCAAAAUGGAUCCGAUUUCAACAGCCCUGAGUUUAAGGCCCAGAAAGAGGAUUUCUUCAGCCGAAAGCAGAAUGAGAAUGCCAGUCGACGCGAUGACUUACCUCCAUCGCAAGGUGGAAAAUAUGCCGGAUUUGGUAAUGCUGCUAGUUCUGGUCCAACGCGGUCGAUGUCUACAGACUUUUAUGAAAAUUCCAUGGGAGGAUUAACUACCAGUCUUUCCGCAUUUUCCAUGGGUGCUUCCAAGCUCACGGGUCGCGUGGCCGAAGUCGGAUGGAAGUUUACGGAUAUCGCAUCGCAAAAGGUCUCUGAAGUAUCUGAGUCUGUUUCUGGGAAAGUGAAAGAAGGCCAGAUUCUCAAUGAUCUGUCGAGUCAAGCGACAAACAUUGCUGGAUAUGUAUCUGAAGUUGGAAAAACGGGAUUUGCAGGUUUUUCCAGCUUCUGGGGCGGCAACAAACGCUCCGAGUACGAGUCAUAUGAGAAUUCGUCUUUGAACGCCAGUGGCAACACGAGUAGCAGUUACCACACCCAAUCACCGAGUGAAGGAGGAGGCCUAGGCGGGAGCUUUCAAGGCUUUUCCGACAAUGAUGGAAGGAAAGGAUCCGAGGAUUGGGCAUCGGACUGGCAGGAUAACUCUUGGCAGGACGAUGGAGAGGCCUCAAAAUCCCGGAAACCCGCCAAGUCUUCGAGCGUAAAGAAGGCGAAUCCGGAUCCCUUGAUCGACUUUGGCAGCGAGCCACCACGUGCCAAGAAAGCUUCCCAAACUUCGACCAAGAAGUCAAACGAUAACUGGGGUGACAAUUGGGGUGAUGAUGAUGCUUGGGAGUCCUUGAACGAGAAGUGAUCCGUCCCAUUGGAUUUAGUGGAUCCCCGCAUUUCCCUGGUUUUUACCCAUAUGAAUUUUAUACGUUGAAGACAUGGAUUUUGAUGGCAAUUCUUGCCCCUCUAAUCGCUUGGAUAUCAUUAUGUUACUUUUGGUUGAAUACAAGAUAAAUCGUAACUAGUGUAA